Messenger RNA from Purpureocillium lilacinum, 282 nucleotides. The record is from RefSeq and is a predicted model, not a curated record. NCBI's taxonomy places the organism in Eukaryota, Fungi, Ascomycota, Sordariomycetes, Hypocreales, Ophiocordycipitaceae.
AUGAGGUUCCCCAGAGAAAAGGGUUUCAGCAGCGUGGCUGGCGAAGCCGUUUCGCAGGACUUAGGGCUAGUAGAAGUAGAUCGAGUCCCUGCCGGCCAGGGUCAGUGGGAGGCGCAGGGUCCUCGACUGACGUCGCUUAUUUUGGUGAUAGGUCGCAGAGGAUGCAUGGCGGCAUCGAGGACGUGGACCGGCAGCCGGAGUCGGGAGGGGCAAGCAGUGCAAAAGAGCCCUUUUCGGAGGAGACAAGAGAUGCGUGUGCCGGGUGCUGAUCAAAGGAAUUAA